Messenger RNA from Polypterus senegalus (gray bichir), 4114 nucleotides. RefSeq lists its product as uncharacterized. The transcript is spliced from 2 exons. NCBI's taxonomy places the organism in Eukaryota, Metazoa, Chordata, Cladistia, Polypteriformes, Polypteridae. The coding region runs from base 167 to 1702 and encodes 511 amino acids. The record is from RefSeq and is a predicted model, not a curated record.
CACUGACCUGGUGCGAUUGUUUUUCUCGCGGCUCAGGGUGGCGCUGCUCGCAGAGUGCAAGUCAUCCGUUCCUCAGAAUCACCGACCACAUCCUCGUUUGCACUUCCUGAAGUUGCAUCUCCCAGCCUCCCCUCUGAGGCAGAAUGCAGGCAUCGUGCCGUUGGCCAUGAAAGUGUUUGGCGGUUGGUGGCACCUGUCACAGAGGAUGAUCCCCUUCUUCCAUGUCCUUCUUCUUCUCCUCUUCUACUUAUCCAUGUCUAAUGUUGUCAUGGGUGACCAGCAUAAAGCCCAAGACCACGAUGUGAGUGGUGUCCUCUUGGUCACCAGUACCUUGGGGGUGGGUGAUGUCUCCAGUGUCCCAAACCAGCAUGUCUCAAGUCACCUAGAUGGGAAGGACGUCACUAGUGUUCCUGAUGGAGGCGACCUCCGCAGUGAAAUACCUGGAACUGGUAGAUCUGAGGUCACUAAUGGCCAGCCACCAACCAGUGCCCCGGAUGAAAAAGACCCGACUACUACCCAGGUGGACACCACUGCUCGAGGUGUGUCGAGUCUGUCGAUUGGCACUGGUGUGCCACAAGGGGCUGUGCCCACCAGCAAAUGGCCUGACAGUAGUGGUGUACCAAAUGGAGGAGAUCUCAUCACUACUCAGCCCAGCACAGGGGACUCCACAAUUAAUACUGCCAUUGGGCCAUCACAUGGAGAUCCUGUCACCAGUUACCAAUUUGUCACCAGCAUCUUUGGUGUUUCAGCAGGGAGUGACAUCUCCAAGGUCACAGGAGGGAAUGACCUCACCAGUAACCAGCAAGUCUUUGGGGACCUACGUGGGAAGGACGUCACAACGUUUCAAGAUGGACUUGGUCUUUCCAGCAGCCAGCCUAUCACCUUUGACCCCAAUGGGGGUGACCUAACCAGCAACCAGCUUGUUACCACUGUCCCAUAUGGAGGUGACCUCAUAAGUAGCCAGCCUGGCUCCACUGUUUGGAGUGGGCCUGACCUCACCAGUGUCCAAGAUGGCAGUAACACCUCCAUAUUCCCAGUAGGAGGAGACCUCAUCAGUAGUCAGCCAACCGAGAUGGGUGUAACAGAUGGCAUCAACCUCACCAAUGAUACCAGUGCCCUAUAUGGUGAUGAGUUUAUUACUGCCCAGCCUGUCACCACUGUCCAAUAUGAUACUGAGCUGACCAGCAACCAGUCUGAUACCAGUGUGUGGGCUGGACCUGAACUCACCAGUCCCAGUGAGCCAAGUAAUCAGCAUGGCACCGGUGUUUGGAAAGGGUUUCAUCAAACCAUUGAUCAGAUGACCAGUGCUCUGGAAGACACCACCAGGUGGAGCCUCUCAACCAGAAGACCCUCAGUCCCACCUACAAAUGACUCCUGCGGCAAAGGUCUGGAUGGGCUGGACCUCCACCGUGGCCUCAGGCGCCCCUGUCUGAUCAUCCUGGCCAUUCUUGGACUGGUUAUUUGCAUAUUCAUGAGCACCACUGUGUUCCUGGGCACCAAGCUGUUAAUGCGAAGAGCUCCUAGGCCCAUCAGAAAGCCCGUCCAAAACGGGACUCUCGACCGACCACCCAGCCGGUCCAAGAGGUCAACGGAGGAGAAUGAGGACACCUUGUGGAUGCAGCCCAGGGUCACCAUGGAAGAAAUCACCGAAUUCUGGUAUGCUAAUGGUGUGCAGCUCAGGGAUAUACAGGGGAACAGCUGACACCGAAUGGACUGCUCGGCCAGUGGACUCAAUCAGACCGGACUGAAGGGAACUGUGGGAGGGACAAGGAGAGAAAAAAAAAGUGUGUGAGAGAUGAGCAGAGGGGGCCAAGUCGGAUCGCACAGGGAGCAUUCACACUCAGCAAACUCGGCAACACAGCGCACCCGUGGAGUACACACAUUGCAGACAUCUGCACACGGCUGCACUCCAAGGUACGUGCAUCACACAGACACACUGUCACGCCAGUGUGUGCCAAACGCCGCCAGUCUUACAGCCCUCAUUGCUCAGAGAUUAAGCAAGCAUUUCCUCACCCACAUCCUCACCAUGGAUAACCUCAGGUUACCCCUGCGCUGGCAUCUAGAGAGGGUCUUCCGAAAUGGAGCAGCAAAAACCAAAACUGGACAGGAAAUGGGAGUGGGGCUAGAGAGGAUGGGGUCCUGAUGUGUUUAGGGGGGCUCAGACGGUGUUUAUGAAAUGGCCUCAUUGGAGUGAGAGGGUCUCAUUUUUAUUGAUUAUAAAUUCAUCUUAAUUGAGGAAGAGAAUAAGAGAAGGCGGAGGGGGGUGAAGGGAGAGGAGGAAAUGCAAAGAGACGGCAAGGCAGAGGAAAGAAAGAAAGAAAGAAAGAAAGAAAGAAAGAAAGAAAGAGAAUAUUUAUAAUGCCUUUCAUAUAAAGUUUAAUUUAUAUUCAUGAAAACCAAGCAUCCAAUCAUCGUCAGGCUCAUUUAGUUUAAGCAGAGGUUGGAGUCAUACUGAGUACAAGGCAGGAACCAAUCUGGGACAAAGUAGAUGUCUGGCACAGCCUUUAAUUAUAAAAUAAAACAAACAAAUGAACAAACGUACGUACGAAAGAAAGAAAGAAAGAAAGAAAGAAAGAAAGAAAGAAAGAAAAACAAGCUUCCAUCCAUUUAUUAGCAGACUUAUUUAGUUAAGCAGAGGCUGGAGCCUAUUGAAGCUGCACCAUGUGCUAGGCAGGAGCCAGUGUUGGGUGGGGUUGUUGUUCAGUGUGGGCAUUUAUAAUAAAAUACAUCAUUAAAGAAAAGAAAAAAAGAAUUGAAAACCCAUAAAUCUUAACUCCAGAUUUAUAGAGUGCUUUCAUUCCAAAGUAUAUUAUAUAUGCAUGAAAAAAUAUAUAUGUAUAAGUAUGCAUUUAUUAUUGGACUUGUUUAGUUUAAUUGGAGUCUACUGGAGCAGCAGCAAACACUAGGCAGGGACCAGUCUUGGGUGGCUUAUUGUACAGUGAGGUAUUUAUUGUAAAAUACCAAGAAAGAAAGAAAGAAAGAAAGAAAGAAAGAAAGAAAGAAGGGGAGUAUUUCAGUUUCCAUUUCAGUUAGGAUGCUGGGCAUGUGCGCUAGGCACUGUUUCCGCUGGCGUGCCUUCUCUAUGGGGUUGGCACAGGUCCGACUGUAGCAUUUUGGCUGCCCUAGGUGAAGUUGUAAAAUGGCACCUGCUACCCCCUUUACUUUGAGGGGAACCAUCACUGCUAGACCAGUACAUAGCAACCUGGAGACACGAGAGAGGAGCCAGAACUGGGAAGAGUGGGGGGACUGGAUGUAAAACAAUUGGAACUUGAGGAGUGUCAUUUCAGAAAAAUAUAGGAACUGGGCUGUAUUAGUAGGCUUUAUUUAUUUAGGUAUUCAUUUAUUGGCAUUUAAUGUUUGCAUUGCAUAAUCAAAUUAUUUAAACUCUAAUUAUGCUAUGCAGCUCUUUAUUUUAACCUACCAGGUAUCUCAUGGUAGUUACAACCUUACCAAGUGUACUAAGGAUGCACAUGAGAGAAUUAAAUGUUGGGGAGUCAUUUUGAGAAAGACUAACAAGUGCAUAAGGGUGUAAAGAGUUCCAGCAAGCGUGGCACAAAGAUAAAUAACAUGAGAGAGUGAGAGACUGGUGAGCAGCCCCCUUUCCGGUCGACGUGUUUCUUUUAUGCUGUGAUCCUGAAGGGGGCGGGGAUUGAAAGAGGGAGUGGAAGUGACAUCAGGGCUCCUCCAAUCACUGAGCUUCUGAACUGAGGACUGGGAAGAAGACUGUUAACGAACAUUUUCAGAUGCUUGAAGGUGACUCCCAAACGCUCAUGUUUGGCACAAGAUAGCUCCAUGAACAUAUACAGUUCAUUUAGACACUGAAAUCAACUGACACGAUUAAUGUAACAAUAAAAGGGAAUGAAUUUUAAGGUUAAUGAUUAUACUUAAAACAUUUCUGACGUGUGAUGGAAAAACCUUGUAAUUGCCAUUUUUUUCAAAAUUGAGUUUUGUUUUUUUUUAGUUUUCGGAGUUACUCUGUCUUUCCUGAUGUUAGAAGGUAGUGAUGAUGGCCCCAGGUCUGCAUGUCCCAUUAUAUGCUCCAGUUAUAUUUUGAUAAAGUCCACGUGUUCCAUCCAUUAUCCAACCUGCUAUAUCCUAACUAGUGGGUUACGGG